This is a messenger RNA of Colletotrichum orchidophilum, 1320 nucleotides long. RefSeq names its product endonuclease/Exonuclease/phosphatase. Gene Ontology annotation, cellular component: cytoplasm. The record is from RefSeq and is a predicted model, not a curated record. Gene Ontology annotation, molecular function: sphingomyelin phosphodiesterase activity. Bases 1 to 1320 code for a protein of 439 amino acids. NCBI's taxonomy places the organism in Eukaryota, Fungi, Ascomycota, Sordariomycetes, Glomerellales, Glomerellaceae. The transcript is spliced from 2 exons.
AUGAAGCCCACCAGCCUCAAGAUGCUCCUCGCCGGAGGCGCCCUCUCCUCUGGCGCCCUGGCCCAGACGAGCGGCGACCUCACCAUCCUGGCCAUGAACGUCGCAGGCCUCCCCGAGAUCCUCCAGAACAACGAGGUGCCCGGCGACAAGACGACAAACUCCCGAACCAUUGGAUCGGACUUUGCCAAGUACAACUACGACAUCAUCAAUGUUCAAGAGGACUUCAACUACCACGCCUACAUCUACGAGAUGGACACGCACCCCUACCGCACCGCGACCUCGGGCGGCGUCCCCUUCGGCUCCGGCCUCAACACCCUCGCCAACUAUGACUGGAUCAACUUCGAGCGCAUCAAGUGGUCUACGUGCUCCGACGCCUCCGGCAACGACUGCCUGACCCCCAAGGGCUUCACCUUUAUGCGCCUCCGCAUCGCCACGGGCGUCUACGUCGACGUCUACAACCUCCACACCGACGCCGGCACCGAGGCCGGCGACGAGACGGCCCGCAACAGCAACCUUCAACAGGUCGCCGACUACAUCGACACCUGGUCCGUGGGCAACGCCGUCCUCGUCUUUGGCGACACAAACUCCCGCUACACGCGCACCGCGGACAAGAUUGGCGUCUUUGCCUCGCAGAACGGCUUGCGCGACGUCUGGCUGCAGCUCGAGCGCAACGGCGUCGUGCCCACCGUCGAGACGCUCUGCGACAACCCCAGCACCACAAACUACUGCGAGACGGUCGACAAGGCCUUUUACCGCGGCAACGCCAUCCUCAGCCUCCAGGCCACCUACUUCAACUACGAGAGCAGCAAGUUCCUCCAGCCCAACGGCAGCAUCCUCACGGACCACAACCCCAUCACCGCAAACUUUACCUGGUCCCUCUCCUCCACCCUGCGCCAGUCCGACUACUCGGGCGGGCCCCACGGCGACGCCUUCUCCGACCUGCCCACGCUGGCCGGCAAGACGAAGCCCAAGGCCUCGGUGCUCACGUUCCGGGGCGCGGAUCGACUCGACGCCGUCGCCCUCACGCUCGCCGACGGCACCCUCUUCAGCCACGGCGGCACCGGCGGCACGGCGACGUCGCUGACGCUGGCCGCGACAGAGUUCUGGACCGCCGCGAAGCUUUGCUGGGGCCAGAAGAACGGUGACACGCGCAACUUUUACAUUCAGGCGACCACCAGCACCGGCCGCACGCUCUCGGCCGGCACGUCAACCGCGGACUGCCAGACGCACACGGCGCCCUCGGGGUGGCAGAUUGUUGGCUACUUGGGACAGGACGGGGAUGAGAUUGAUCAGUUGGCAUUUCUCUAUGCGCCGCAGUAG